Messenger RNA from Prunus armeniaca (apricot), 204 nucleotides. NCBI's taxonomy places the organism in Eukaryota, Viridiplantae, Streptophyta, Magnoliopsida, Rosales, Rosaceae. The record is from the annotation of a GenBank genome assembly.
AUGCAUAUUCCCAAGGUCUUCUUUGGAGUUGUUGGAAAUGCCACUGCUCUGUUCCUCUUCUUGGCUCCCAUCAUCACAUUCAAGAGGAUCAUACAGAAGAGAAGCACAGAGCAGUUCUCAGGCAUUCCGUAUGUCAUGACUUUGCUCAACUGCCUCCUCUCCGCUUGGUAUAAUGCUUCUCGCUCCUUCAACCGCUUUCUAUAA